Molecule: messenger RNA, 312 nt
Organism: Rotaria sp. Silwood2
Lineage: Eukaryota; Metazoa; Rotifera; Eurotatoria; Philodinida; Philodinidae
Source: the annotation of a GenBank genome assembly
AUGUUAGAUCCUGAUAAUAAUCAUAUAAAAUUAAUUGAUUUCGGUUUUGCAUUUGCAUCUGAUAUGGAUAACAAGGGGGGCAGCGUAGAAAUAAUAGGUGCAUUUCGAUAUGCUAGUGAAUCAUUUUUAGAUUUGUGUUUAAAAUUAUUAUCUGGCCGAGGUUUUCCAUAUUAUUUUUAUGAACGAACUUUUGAUUUAAUAUGUGCAUUAAAUAUUAUAAUGGCUAUGAGUAAUGCUAAUAUCGAACGAAGUAUUGAUUCAUUUAAUUUACAAGAUGUUAACGAAGUAGUAUUAAAAUCAUUGCAGUUGUGA